AUGGAGGAUUUGAAUCUGAAAAAAUUCUUGGAAACUCACAAAACCAACAUGAAGGAGGAAGCAGAGCGUGUUUUUGAGGGCAAGAAAGAAAAUGAAGCAUAUCUUAAGGAUGUUUACACAGAACUGUUCAUCACAGAGGGAGAUAUGAAAGAUGUCAAUCAGGAACAUGAGAUUAUGAAGAUUGAUGAUGCUCUAAAGACCCAGAAAUCACAAGACAGACCAAAAAACAAGAACAAAAAAACACAGGACAAACCAAUCAAAUGCAAUGAUAUAUUUACAUUAUUAGGGGAAAAUAAUGAGAAAAAGAUAGUGCUGACUAAGGGAGUCGCUGGCAUCGGAAAAACUGUCUCUGUGCACAAGUUCAUCCUGGACUGGGCAGAAGGAAAAGCCAAUGAUUUUAUUAACUGUGUGUUCCUGCUUCCAUUCCGAGAGAUUAACUUUAUGGCAAAUGAAGAUUUCAGUCUCCAUGAGCUUCUGCUGGAAUUUUAUCCUGAACUGAAAGACCUGGAGAAAUCAAAGUUAUAUAAGGAAUGCAAGCUAGCCUUUAUAUUUGAUGGACUUGAUGAGAGUCGCCUGCCUUUGAAUUUUAAAAGUAGACCAUUGAACUCGGCUGAGAAAAAAUCUUCUGUAGACGUGCUGUUCACAAGUCUGGUCAAAGGGAAGCUGCUUCCAUCAGCUCUCAUUUGGGUGACCUCACGACCAGCAGCAGCCAAUCAGAUCCCUCCUCAGUAUGUGGGUUUGUACACAGAGGUGCAAGGAUUCACUGACCAACAGAAGGAAGAGUACUUCAGAAAGAGAAUCACAGAUGAGACUCAGGCCUCCAGAAUCAUCUCACACAUUAAGACGUCUCGUAGUCUCUACAUCAUGUGUCACAUUCCUGUGUUCUGCUGGAUUACCGCCACAGUACUUCAAGAUAUUCUCAAGAACAACACUGAGAACAUCAGCACAACACUCACUGAGAUGUACAGUCACUUCCUGCUGAUACAGAUGAACAUGAAGAACCAGAAAUAUGAUGAACAAGAAGAAAGAGAAUACUCAAAGAACUUGCAGUCAAAUAGAGAAAUGAUUUUGAAGUUAGCCAAGCUAGCGUUUGAACAGUUGAAGGAGGAAAACAUUGUGUUCUAUGAGGAAGAUCUGGAAGCAUGUGGUAUUGAUGUGAGUAAAGACACUGAGUUCACAGGAAUGAUCGCUGAGAUCUUUAAGAAGGAAUAUGGACUUCAUGAAAAAAAGGUCUUCUGCUUUGUGCAUCUGAGUGUUCAAGAGUUUCUCGCUGCAGUGCAUGUGUUCCUCUGUUACCUGAACAAGAACAUGCAGGAGCUUCAGUUUUUCUUUGAGAAGCCUAAAGAAAACAUCACAUUGCAGGAGCUACUAGAGAAGGCUGUUGAUAAAGCCAUGAAGAGUGAGAGAGGACAUCUGGACCUGUUCCUGCGGUUUCUGAUGGGAAUUUCACUGGAAUCCAGUCAACCGCUCAAAGGCCUGAUCAAACACACUGAAGACACCACAGAGAGCAUCACACAAACAACUGAAUACAUUAAACGAAAACUAUCCUGGAACACCUCAGAUGAAGCUUCAGUCAACCUAUUCUACUGCUUACUUGAGCUCAAGGAUCAUUCAUUAUAUGAGGAAAUCCAGAGAUACCUCAGUUCAGAUGAACAUCCAGGAAGAGAACUCUCAUCUUCAAUGUGCACAGUGCUGACCUACAUACUGCUGAUGUCAGAGAAGGUGCUGGAUGAGUUCAACCCAAAGAGGUUCACGUCAUCUUCAAACUACAGGAGACUCGUUCCAGCUGUGAGAUGCUGCAGAAAAGCCCUGCUAUGUGGGUGUAAUCUCACUGGUCAGUCCUGUGAAAGUUUGUCUUCGGCUCUACAGUCAUCAAACUCUGUCCUGAGAGAGCUGGACCUGAGUAACAAUGACCUGCAGGAUUCUGGAGUGAAGCUUCUUUCUGAUGGACUGAAGAGUCCAAACUGCCAGCUGCAGAUACUGAGGUAUUUAAAAACAUAUGAGAUCAUUUACAGUCACCCACUCAUAGUGUUUGUAGAUGAUCUGACUGUUGAUGUGUGUAUUCUGCUCUCUUUCAGCCUCACUCUAUGUAAUCUCACUGUUUUGUCUUGUGAGAGUUUGUCAUCAGUUUUACAAUCCUCAAACUCUGUCCUGAGAGAACUGGACCUGAGUAACAAUGACCUGCAGGAUUCUGGAGUGAAGCUUCUUUCUGAUGGACUGAAAAGAAACUGUAAGCUGAAGAUUCUAAGGUUGUCUGGCUGUAUGGUGACACAGGAAGGCUUUCGUUGUGUGUCUUCAGCUUUGAGUUCAAACCCCUCCCACCUGAGAGAGCUGGAUCUGAGCUACAAUCACCCAGGAGACUCAGGAGUGAAUCUGCUCUCUGAUACACUCAACCAUCCAAACUGCAGACUGGACAAACUCAAUGUGGAUCAUGGAGGAAAGAUCAGGAUAACAGCAAGACUGCAAAAAUAUUUCCAUCGGCCCACUCCAGAUCUGAACACAGUGAGUGAACGCCUCCGUCUGUCUGAGUACAACACAGUGAUUAACACUUACCCAGAGGAGCAGUCGUAUCCUGAUCAUCCAGACAGAUUUGAUGGAGAUAAUCCUCAGGUGUUGUGUAGUGAGAGUGUGAGUGAUCGACGCUAUUACUGGGAGAUUGAGUGGCGUGGACAUGAUGUGUCUAUAUCAGUGUCAUAUAAGAGCAUCAGGAGGAAGAGAGAGAAUGAAGAGGGUGAAGAAGAGUGUGAAGAGGGUGAAGAAGAGUGUGAAGAGUGUGAGUUUGGAUCUAAUGAUCAGUCCUGGAGUUUGGACUGCUCUCCCUACAGUUACUCAUUCAGUCACAAUAACAUACAGACUGAUCUCCCUGUAAAGCCCAUUAUCUGUAGAGUAGGAGAGUAUGUGGAAGAAGAAGAGGAUGAUGAUUAUGAUGGUUAUAAAUGCUUAGGCAGAGGAAUUAGAGUGUAUGAGGAGGAGGAGGAUUACUUUAGAACAGGAGUGUAUGUGGAUCACAGUGCAGGAACUCUGUCCUUCUACAGCAUCUCUGGACCCAAAAAAAUUACCCUCAUCCACACAGUCCAGACCACAUUCACUCAACCGCUCUAUCCUGGGUUUAGGGUUGGUGAUGAAUCAUCACUGGAACUGCUUUAUUGUACCAGUGAAUAUUAUUUCAGUAAACAUGAUGAUGAUUCAGAACAGACUGAUUAGAGACUCUACCCAUAAUGCUUUGAGCUUAUGAUGAAUCAGUGACAGUGAGAUGUUAUAGAGUCUCUUCAUUACAUUAAUAAAUGUGUGUGUUUUUGUGACAUAUCAGGACACAAAUGUGUAUAAUGACAUGGGUAUGACAUAGGUAUUACAAGAAGAGGUGACUUAUGAGGACAAUACCCCAUGUCCCCAUUUUUCAAAAGGCUUAUUAAUCAUACAGAAUGAGUUUUUGUGAGAAAGUAAAAGUGUGCACAGUUUCCUGUGAUGGGUAGGUUUAGGUUUAGGGGUAGUGUAGGGGGAUAGAAAAUACGGUUUGUACAGUAUAAAAACCAUUACGCCUAUGGAAUGUCCCCACAAUUCACAAAAACAGAGAAGAUAACUUGUCAAUAAAUAUCCCUGUACACCACACACAGCAGACACUUUAUAUUUCACUGUGUUUUGAACAUGACAGUGUAUUUAUAAUUUUAAUAAAACAUGUUUGUUGUAAAUGUCAUUUUAUAAAAAUUUGUAGAUUGAAUGUGACUAUUGUAAAGGCUGGUAUCACUGGGAUCACAUGAUCAAAGUUUCAUUUUUCUGGAUCCCAAACGAGUGUGAUAAUGUGUUUAAUUGAAAGUGUUUUUACUAAUUAUGUCAUGACUUCUCAUUUGUGAAUAAAAUUUCAACACAGAA
Ctenopharyngodon idella (grass carp) is the source of this 3870-nucleotide messenger RNA. Its product is annotated as NACHT, LRR and PYD domains-containing protein 12-like. Gene Ontology annotation, molecular function: protein binding. The record is from RefSeq and is a predicted model, not a curated record. NCBI's taxonomy places the organism in Eukaryota, Metazoa, Chordata, Actinopteri, Cypriniformes, Xenocyprididae.